This is a messenger RNA of Klebsormidium nitens, 1392 nucleotides long. NCBI's taxonomy places the organism in Eukaryota, Viridiplantae, Streptophyta, Klebsormidiophyceae, Klebsormidiales, Klebsormidiaceae. The record is from the annotation of a GenBank genome assembly.
AUGGCGCUAUCCCAUGUUGUACAGUUCCCUCCGCAGCCUUUCUGCUCGCCCUCCGCCGCAUUGCCUUUCCAACCUGAUGGAGUCAAAAUAGAAACAUAUAGAAUUGCUCCGAUAAACCCAGCUGGUAGGAGUACUCAAUCUUCAAAUAAGCGGCGCUGUAGAUACGCUAAACACGGAGCUGCACAGCAGCAUGCCAAUGCCACCCCGGCAAACAGGCGAUGCUGCUUCCCUCGACAAUCUGGUUUGAGGAACAUAGGGAGCCAGUUUUCAGUGCGACGCUCAGACUCUUCAUGCGAUGGAAGGAAAGUUUCAAAGGUUGCAAGGGCAAUGGCAGGACCCUAUGCCACCAAGGCCGCCCGGGUUGAAGAGGCAGCCAAGCAGGUGGUGGACUUGUUCAUCGGGCCCAACCAGGUGAUUGGGCUUGGGACGGGCCCUGGGUGCGAGUACGCUAUCCAACAUCUGGGCUUAAAACUAAAGGAAGGGAAGCUGUGGAACAUCAAAGCAAUCCCAGCCUCAGCAGAGACUGCAGCCGCAGCUGCCCAGGCAGGGAUUCCCCUCAGCACAGCUGAAGAUCAUGUCAAGGUAGACGUGGUCCUCGAGGACCCCGACCUGGUGCAGGAGGGCACGCUCAGCUUCAUCAUUGGCCGAAGGGGCGCCCCGGGGGGCUGGGGGGACAAGUCAUUAGUCAAGGAGAAGGCGUUGGCGCAUCUGGCGGCGCAGUACAUCCUCAUCGCUGACAGCAGCAUCUUCGUGGACAAGCUGCAAGGGGCCGUCCCUGUCAUCAUUCGAACGGAAGAUUGGGAGGACACUGCGGAAGAGAUCGACGACUUGUUCCUAGGCGAUGCUGAGAUUUGGCGGCGCCCAAGCUCUGGCGAGGCGGGCCCUCUUGGAGGCGACCGCCCUUUGGUGACGGACGGGGGCCACUUCGUGCUGGACGUCCUCUUCACGGAGCCCAUCCGGGACCCAGAGCAAGUUGCGCGAGACCUGCAGUCUGUCGCCGGGGUGGUCGAGCACGGCCUUGUGGUCAAUACAGCGUACGCGGUAGCAGUAGGCAGGGAAGAUGGUGUGAAGAUUAGGACGUCCCUUUUUAAAGAAGCGUUUCGGGAGAGCGUCACGCAGUGAUCCCCUCGGAUUCAUUUUGUAACUUGUUAUGAGAUCAGGUAAACCUUCGUCGGAGUUGAGCGUCUCCAAACGUAAAAGCGUUGAGAAAACAUUUACCAACAUGGAGUAUACUGGCGGCAGUGCCGGGCUUUGCGCGGCUGCUGGCAAAUAUCCCAUGUACGAAAGUCAGGUGCGCCGCCUUUCACUGCAAACAUAUCUUUAAGUUACUUUGAUGGGUGACGAGUGCAGACCAUGGUUGGUGUGAAAGACGCACGCGAAUUUCUCUCUGCG